UCCACGUUUUUGGUGCAUUUCACUUUGCCUCGAGAUCUUAUAAAAGUACGAGCGACACCCGGCGCACACGCUAGUGUUAAGCCACUCUUUAUCUCGUCGCAAAGUCGUCCACUCACGCCGGACCAAUCAUGGAUGAGGAACAAGUUCAAAUGCUCAGGAGAGCUUUCUCCAUGUUCGAUUCGACCAAGGCGGGUAAAAUCGAAAAGGAGAAGGUCAGGACGAUCCUCAACACCCUGGGACACACCUUCGACGACCAAGAGUUGGAGGUUCUGUUGGAACAGGAGGACGAAGACGGUAGCGGACACCUAAACUUCGACUCCUUUUACCGCGUGGCGAGCCACUUCCAGGAGGAAGACGACGAGGCUCUCCAGAAGGAAUUGAAGGAGGCCUUCCGGCUCUACGACAAGGAGGGAAACGGGUACAUACCCACCAGCUCUCUGCGCGAAAUCCUCGCUGCUCUCGAUGACCAAAUCACUCCCGAUCAGAUGGACGGCAUGAUCGCUGAAAUCGACACUGACGGUUCGGGAACCGUAGAUUUUGAUGAAUUCAUGGAGAUGAUGACCGGCGAUUAAUCGGGCUGAUUCAAAGUAUCUAGAAUUACCGAAUUACCCAAAGACCGUUUUCCGAUUUCCUGGAGUCUCGGCAAUAUCAUCUGCCGUACAUCACGUCGCACCUGAGCAGCGAUUCGCGUAUUUUAAAUACUGUGUAAAUUUCAAUCAUACCACAUUGUAUAAAUCGUUUUGUAAACGUU
Diprion similis is the source of this 751-nucleotide messenger RNA. RefSeq names its product troponin C-like (gene TpnCIIb). The record is from RefSeq and is a predicted model, not a curated record. NCBI's taxonomy places the organism in Eukaryota, Metazoa, Arthropoda, Insecta, Hymenoptera, Diprionidae. The transcript is spliced from 5 exons. Bases 129 to 572 code for a protein of 147 amino acids. Gene Ontology annotation, molecular function: enzyme regulator activity; calcium ion binding.